AUGAAGAUCGAAAGGGACGACAAGAUUCGCCAGCAAAUGAAGUCAUAUUGGACGGAACACAGCUCCAGUGCGGACAUUGAGACGAUGAUGCUCGACUCAAACGCCAAAGUUCUGCACGAGCAAGAGAUACCGGAGAUCAUGGAACACGCCCCCUCCAUGAAGGGCAAAGACGUGCUGGAGCUUGCGGCUGGUAUUGGCCGUUUCACCUCUAUCCUCGCCAAGAACGCCAAGAGUGUUACAGCUGUGGAGUUCAUUGCAGGUUUCCACGAAGCUAACGUCAACACCAAUGGCCACUUGGAGAACAUCGAGUUCCUUUGUAAAGAUGUCGUCACACUUGAGAGCAAGCCAAACUCUUUUGACGUCAUCUUUUCCAAUUGGAUCUUUAUGUAUCUUGGAGAUGAAGAAGUCAAGGCAUUCGCCAAAAAGGCCAUCAAGUGGCUACGUCCCGGUGGCAAACUUUUCUUCCGUGAGUCGUGCUUCCGACAAUCAGGAGAUGCAAAACGCAAUUCGAAUCCGACGCAUUAUCGCCAUCCUGCGUUCUACGUGGGGGCUUUUGGAUCCGUGGUGUCCAAGGAAGAUAACGGAGACUUGGGAUACUUCACCCUUGAGUCCUCUGGUAGCGUCGCCACAUACCGCAAAAUCAAGAAAAACAAUGGACAGAUCUACUUCAACUACACAAAGACCAUCACGGAAAGAUCUUUAACUAGCAACGAUGAGGCCGUUUCGACGUUCCAGAAGUUCUUGGAUGAACAGCAGUACUCAAACCAGAGUAUCACGCGUUAUGAGAAGAUCUUUGGACAGGGGUAUGUAAGUACUGGUGGCCAAACGACCACUACCGAGUUCGUCGAGAAGCUCAACCUCAAACCUGGUGAGAGAGUUCUGGACGUAGGCUGUGGCAUUGGAGGAGGGGACUUUUACAUGGCUCGUCAGUUCGGUGUCUCUGUUGUCGGAAUUGACCUCUCCACAAACAUGGUGCACCGUGCUCUCGAGACAUCGAUGCAGGAUCCGAGUAUCGACGUGGAGGUUGAGAUCUGUGACGCCACGAAGAAGGAGUAUCCCGAUGCAUCCUUUGACGUCGUCUACUCUCGUGACACGAUCCUGCACAUUAAAGACAAACAGGCUUUAUUUGCCAAGUUCUUCCGUUGGCUGAAGCCAGGCGGUCGAGUGCUUAUCUCGGACUACUGCCAGGGCGAGCAGGAAUCAACAGAUCGAUUCAAAGAAUAUGUGGCUAGCCGCGGAUACCAUUUAUUGUCUCCGUCUCAGUAUGGCAAGAUGCUGGAAUCGGUAGGUUUUACUAAUGUGCUAGCUGAGGAUCGUACACAACAGUUUGAGGACGUGUUGAAGGAAGAAUUGAGUCGUACGCUAACGCACAAGGAAGAUUUUAUUGCGGAGACAAGCGAGACAGACUUCAAGUACAUUGUAGAUGGCUGGAAAGCAAAGAUCGUGCGUUGCAGUGAGGGUGACCAGAAGUGGGGAUUGUUCUUUGGUAAGAAGAAAUAA
Peronospora farinosa is the source of this 1500-nucleotide messenger RNA. The record is from the annotation of a GenBank genome assembly. Lineage: Eukaryota; Oomycota; Peronosporomycetes; Peronosporales; Peronosporaceae.